UUUAACCUCCUUGGCGGUAUUCCCGAGUGUAGCUCGGGGUAACAUUUCAGUACCAAAAGCGGUAACCCCGAGCUACACUCGGGAAUACCAUGCGGCGCUGCUCCGGCAUGUGUUCUUCACUUACCUUACCCUGCGCUCCCACGAUGUGUCCCCUGCAGCGUCCCCGGCCAUCUCCUCCGGCCGAUGCCGGCAUCCGGCUUCUGUGUCCUGUCCCUCGUCGGUACGUACGGGACGUACGGGGAUGAUGGAACCAGCGGGAAAUUCAAAAAUGUAAAAAUGUGA
This is a messenger RNA of Staurois parvus, 282 nucleotides long. The record is from the annotation of a GenBank genome assembly. NCBI's taxonomy places the organism in Eukaryota, Metazoa, Chordata, Amphibia, Anura, Ranidae.